Messenger RNA from Chenopodium quinoa (quinoa), 2483 nucleotides. RefSeq names its product O-acyltransferase WSD1-like. NCBI's taxonomy places the organism in Eukaryota, Viridiplantae, Streptophyta, Magnoliopsida, Caryophyllales, Amaranthaceae. The transcript is spliced from 5 exons. Gene Ontology annotation, cellular component: plasma membrane. Gene Ontology annotation, biological process: triglyceride biosynthetic process. Gene Ontology annotation, molecular function: diacylglycerol O-acyltransferase activity; long-chain-alcohol O-fatty-acyltransferase activity. The coding region runs from base 419 to 2065 and encodes 548 amino acids. The record is from RefSeq and is a predicted model, not a curated record.
GAAAAGUUUUGUUAUUAAUUAAAUACAAAACUGCCAGUUAAACUGUAUAUUUGUUCAAGUUAAAUACUAAAUUGCCACUUGAUAAAUGUUGCUAUGUUAACGAAUGGAGAAAAACACGAUAUUUCACUUCCCUCGACACCAUAUCAUCUUCCUCCAUAACUGAACUUUCUUUACACUUACUGACACCAUUAUUCCACUCAAAAACAAAAAAAUGCACAGAUUCGUAUCAUCAGUGAAGAUCACAGGACAAUACAUAAUAGGAUGGGAGUCAACUGCACGGCCGUAAGAAAGAUAAAUAGCCUCCUAUUGAAUUAGUCACGAAAAAAGUUGAAAUUUUAACCAUACAUGGACAGCUGCAAUAAUGGUUUCAACUUCAACGGCUUCAAUAAUGGUUUCAACUCCCAUUUAACUUUCAUAAAUGCAAUACAAGUUCAAUAUAAAUGUACACAAAAUUGAGGGAAGGUUAUCUUCAAGUCCUCAACCUUCACCUCAUAAGCUCCACAAAGAACUCAUCUCCCUUGCAUACUCCCUGAGCCAAAUACUGCUACUACUAGCAACACCACCAGCUUCCGAAACCAAAACUCGAAAGACAGCCGAACCCGGUAUUUUACAUAGCGGUUCACCUGUUUUACAGCCGAGAAAAAUGGAUUCAAGGUUCAAAAUAAAAACAGGCUAUAAAGAGGAUGUGGGAGAUGAACCUGUGUCUCCUACAGGACAGUACUUCAAUAGCAAUACCUUAUCAGUUCGCGUCCUAUCAAUACUGGAAUCUGAAUAUCCCAUUGACGAUUCCUGCGCACUAUCAUUACUUCAGGAUCUCUUCCUUCCCAUCAAUCCAAGAUUUUCAUCCAUUAUGGUAUUUGAUAAAACAGGUGUAAAACAAUGGAAAAGGGUGGAGGUGAACAUUCCAGAGCAUCUUCAUAUUCCCAGCUUCCCAGAGGGCUUGUCAUUAGAAGAAUAUGAUGACUAUUUUGACAAAUAUAUAACUGAGAUUGCUAUGAAGCCAUUACCAAAAGACCAGCCGUUAUGGGAAGUUCACAUCAUUAAGUACCCGACAACCAAAGCAGCUGGAAACAUCAUCUUCAAGCUUCACCAUGCGCUCGGUGAUGGCUUCUCUCUAAUGGGAGCACUUCUUUCCUGUAUGAAACGAGCGGAUAAUCCUUCCCUUCCAUUAACCUUCCCAUCAGUAAAAUCAAGCUCAGAAGCUAACAGUAAAGCUGCGGAUGAAGUAGGCUGUUUGCCAAAAACCAUUUCAGCAAUCUACAAUACAACCUUAGAUUAUGGAUUGAGUGUUCUGAAGUGCAGUUUAAUUGCUGAUGAUAGAACACCAAUUAGGUCUGGGGAUGAGGGCGUGGAAUUCCAUCCAGUACAGAUCUCUACAGUAGCAUUGUCCCUGGAUCAAAUCAGACAAAUCAAAACAGCGAUAGGAGUGACAAUAAAUGAUGUGAUUACUGGCAUAAUCUUCCUUGGGACUCGAUUAUAUAUGCAAUCAACAGGAAAAGGAUUCAGCAAUUCCGAAUCAACAGCAUUAGUGCUGCUCAACACUCGAAACAUCAAUGGUUACAAGUCUGUUGAUGAAAUGGUUAAAGCUGACUCAGAUUCGAAAUGGGGAAACCAGUUUGCAUUUAUGCAUGUCGCAUUACCUGAAUUAAUUAAUAAUUCUUCCAACCCCCUCGAAUUUAUCUCUGAAGCACAGAAAAUCAUUAAGAGGAAGAGAAAUUCUUUGGCAGUUUAUCUCACUGGUCAGAGCCUGGAGCUUUUAAGGAAAUGCAGAGGCCCUGAGGCAGCAGCUGGAUUUAUCCAUAGUACACUGCAGAAAUCAACCAUGACAAUCUCAAAUAUGAUUGGUCCAAUUGAAAAAAUGGCCUUAGCAAAUCAACCAUGCAAAGGCAUGUAUUUCAUGGUCGUUAGUGUUCCUCAGAGCCUAACAAUAACAGUUUUGAGUUACAUGCGGACAUUGAGGAUUGCAGUAGGCGUUGAAAAAGGCUAUAUAGACGUGCAGAAGUUCAACUCAUGCAUAGAGGAUGCUUUUCAGCUGAUUUACAAGGCAUCCGUUAAGAAUCCCUAAACAUGGAUUGUACCGAGAAGUUAGAUUUGAUUGUACUCUGACAAGAUGACUUUAUUCUGGCAAAGGAGGAUUUUAUUAUACUUCAUCAUUAUUGAAUAAUCAGGCUGUUUUUGCGGACAUUGAAGAUUGCAGUGGGCGUUGGAAGGAAGAUUGAAUCUUUUUCAUCGAAAACAGAAGCAAAAGAAAAUGAUAGACUGUUUCAUUUUGUUAAAACUUUACUUUUUUAUCAUAUUUUUGCAUGGAAUUGAUUAUUUCUAUUAUACAUUCUGCAUUGGUUCUCAAAUGAAGAAAUUUGUCAAAAAUGGAAACUAAAUUCACAUUCAUCUAGAUAAUUUCCGAACACACAUACCAAUGAAAACAGCUUGCCACACAUCCAUGGAGUAGGGGUGCAAAUGAGCCGAUACGCUUGAAAACAGCU